Molecule: messenger RNA, 6702 nt
Organism: Biomphalaria glabrata
Lineage: Eukaryota; Metazoa; Mollusca; Gastropoda; Planorbidae
Exons: 8
Coding region: 377-2239 (620 amino acids)
Source: RefSeq, a predicted model, not a curated record
GGAAAAAAAAGCUGCCUACAUUCUAAUGUAGGAUAAAGUACUUUGUUCAAUUAAUCGACUGGUUAAAAAACAAAUUCAAGUCUUUAUGUUAUAAACAUGUAACCGCAAGCCCUCAGUCUGGCAACUCACGGAGAGACUUAAAUUUCUAUGUCCUUUAUUGCUUCAUUCUCACACACAAUCAGGCGUAUAUAGUGUGCAGCCCACAUGUCUGUGUGUGUGUCAGUGUAUGUGUGUCACGUUAUUUGAUAACUUUGAGUAGGUCGUGUUCUAGGGAUUCUUUUAUCUGAUAACACAUGGACUGAAUUAAGUUUUAGACGUUUUCGAAGAAAUUGUUCUGAUUUUUUUCUGGUCGCAAGUGACUGGACAAUCUCUGAGAAUGGACGAGAUAGAAGAACGACGUUGCAGAAAUGAACCCGACCCAGACAACCACAAACACAGUCUCCCUAUACAUCUCCUAUCAGGGGUCUACACAGCCCGCAAAGAGUCGUUGCUUCACUCCUUCUACAGAAUAGUCUACAGAGCAAGAUCACGGUCUCAGAGGCGGCGCAUCUACGCGACGUUCGUCUUCAUUUCCUGCCUCCUCUUUCUCCUUAUCUUCACCCAACAACAAAACAGCAUAGACACUGUCGAUACCUCGUACUCAGAGGCGGACAAAGAGGGCGCCAGGGGUUUUGACGAACCUCACAAAGCCGCGGAGCUCAAGCUCCUCCAGAAUGGCGCCAACGACGAGGAGUUCGGCGAUGACGGGGGCGAGGACCUGAAGCCCGAUCUGGCGCCCCCUAUCAUUCACUACCUGUGGUGCGGACAGAAAAAGUUUGAGUUUAGACAUUAUCUGAGUAUCAAGAGAGCGAACUACAUUAUCAAACCUGAUAAGAUAUUCUUCCACUAUCUGGACAUGCCUCUUUUAGAUAACGAGCAGUAUUAUACGUGGUUUAAUCAAACACGCUUUGAGAAUGACCACAUUCUCUUGAAAAAGCUCAACGCGACCUGGUGCCCUCAAGAGGGCGCGGAAAGAUACAUGCUUGUCUUGAGCAUUUUGGAGUAUUUUGGGGGGAUUUACAUCCCGGAAGACGCCCUCGUGGUGGAUUUCCCCAUACAUCUCCGGGCGGUUCAGUUCAUGUCAGGAGUCGUGGCCAAGUCGCUGUCCGUCUACUCCGAGGGGGUCAUUGUGGCGAAGAAGAACGGCUUCAUUAGCCCGUCCAGCCAGAACGGCCUAAACAUCGUCCUGGCCUCUGGCAGGUCCGCGGCCCAAGGCACCAUCGAGCCCUGCGGGUCUAUCGAGCACUAUAACAAGGAGGGUGAGGACGAUUGUAUCUGUGUUCUAGUCAAGGAUGAGAUAUACCCUUCCAGCAUAUGGGACUUGCAGACCAACUUUGGCAUACUCAGCCGCCUGUCUGCCUACGGCGUUCAGUCGGUGGAGCCGAACUUCAGUAAGAAAACCACAAUACCGAAAAUCGCCCAUUAUAUCUGCUGGGACUGUGAGCUGAAAUUCGGAGCAUUUUUAAGCAUUCUGAGUGCGUUGAAUGUUGCCGGUUUGUCUAAAGUGUACGUCCACGGGAUCAAGCCUCCCAGCGGUAUGUGGUGGAAGAUUCUUCAGGAAACCGGUCGGGUGAUUCACGUGUACCGGGAGUACCCGGAAAUGUCGCACGAACGAGGCGCCAUGACGCAAGAGUUGGCUCAAGGCAUAAUGCGGAUGACGAUUUUACUCAAAUAUGGCGGCGUUUACUGCGACAGUAAAGUUAUUUGGACCAAUCAGAUUCCGGAUGAACUUUUUGGGUACGAAGCAGUGGCGUCUCCAGAUUGGAGGGUGUACGGGUCGUGGCCGGACUCUGUCUCGCACACGAGUAUGAUGGCCAAGAAGAACUCGGAGUAUCUGUACAGGUUGAGGAAUCUCCACAAGAAGAAGAGGCUGGAGAGUUUCUGGUUCGUGGACCAGUUCCUGGCCUACAAGAUACUAGAACAAAGUCCUACAGUCUUGAAGUUUGACAGACAUUUUCAAGUGAAAUGCCUCAGUCACAAUUGUCAUCCAACCUGGCAUGCGAACUAUAAAACUUCACUGGUUGAGAAUAUGCCAGGUCCAGCCUUUGAUUGGUUCAACGAGACCUUGAGUGUCUACUGGGAUGUCUUUCCGGAAGUAGAGCUCGAUACGGUCAAGUACACCAGCGGACCAAUAGUGGACGCCGCCCGGAGGGUGCUGCAGAAAUCCGGAAUUUCAUUACAAGUUUUAAACAUUCGAUAGCGUGUGCUGUAUGUGGUAGAGUGUGUUUUGUGUAUGUGUUGAACGCUGCCUGUGUGUGUUUGAAUGUCCAAGAGUAUGUGUGAAUUAAAUUUUGUGAUAUUACUGUAUAACAGGGUACCAGUAACGAUCCUAAUUAUUUCAGGUGAGUGCUUGACGUACGGCUUACAUAAGUAUGCCGAAAGCAGUUAUGAAUUGUUACCAUAUUAUAUAUUUAUAAAAAGUGUACUAUAUGAUGUAUGGUUACGAUUUCUGGAUGUUCCCCUGUAUGUAUUGAAUUAAGUCAUAUUGUUGUACAUGAUGUUAAUAAAUUCAAAGAAGGUCAAAGAAAUUUGCAUACUUUGUGAUAUUGGACUUGUACUGAAUGGAAACCAGUCACACCCUAAUAGAUUAUUCUUAUUUUGAUAUACAAAUAUUGAUUUUUAUACUAUGUUGACUUAUUUAUAAAUAUGUAUCAAUAGCAAGUAUUAUUAUGCAUUUGUAAUGUUUGAUAUGUAUGUGGAUUUGAAAACAAAAACGCUGAGAAGAAUCAAAAUGUACCCCCCCCAACCUACCCACCCCGCUCAAGAUAAGUGAUAAUAUAGGGGCCUACCCUAUUCCUCAUUCUUUCAGAGCUACCAUAUUGCCUAACAAAGUGGUUCCCAAACUUUUUCUUUAAGGGAACACUCCGCACAUUCUCAAUAUUUAGCAGAACACUUGCUUUUGUACGUAGUGGCCUACUGGUUAAUUAUUCCAGUAAAAUGUGGAAACCUAUUCGGGUUUGGUAGAGGAUGGUCUUCGAUUAACUGGCCUAGCAUAAUGUCAUUAAAAUUACUUCUAGAUAAAUGGGAAUGAAUUAUACAUGAAGUAAUCUAAAUAUUUAAGAUAAUUUUUUAAAAAGCAUAGCAUGGUAGAGAAAAAAAAAAGGGGGGGGGGGUUAGAUGAUUCAUAUGUAGGUUUAUUUCUUUACCAAUAAAAUCGGAGAGUGCUCCUUUCAAGAUCACUUGCCUAAACAUAUUAUCUCAUUUUAAAUCUUACGAAAAGGUUCCAAGAUUACCUCCCCUAGUUCACCAUCAUUGAAAGUUAAAGAAUUUAACAACGAUACUGCGUCGAUUUCAAAGGCGCAAGUGUUAUAUAAAAAAAAAUGUAAUGGAAUUUCCUGUUUAAAUUGUGUUGACAAAGACUCCCUGGCUGUGACAUAAUUUUCUGUUGGUAUCCCAGCAUACAUUUUCUUUUCGAUAGGAUAACUAUAAGUCUUUUAUGUUGUAUCACUGUCUACACAGCCCCCCCCCCUUUUUUUUUUACCCUUUUUUCUUUUCUGUUUAUUCCAAUUUUUAAAUAUUUUUUUUUACGAAACAAAUUUACUUUAGGAUAAGCGAAGAUCUAGAUCUCAUUUCUUUGUGUUUAAACAGUGUUUCAAGAGGGAGUAUUACUUAGUCCAAACUCCAAAUGACAAAUGAAUUAGGUUUAACGUUUCUACAAAUGCCGAUUCAGAGCCUCAAGCACUAUCCAUGUAGGUUCCUUUUUGCAUUUUCGUUGGAGACUUAGAUCUCGAGUUUCCCAAAAUAGCAAGUAAUUGUUUAUCAAAUUUUGUUAAGGGGCGUCAAUCCGGUCACAGCAACGACCUACGAAUGUUGCGUUAUCAUAAGCUAAUUAAGCUAUUCUUACCAUCGUAAAUAAGUUAAUGGAAUCAAACACAGCUUCAAUCCUUCAAUUUAAACAAUCCCCAACCAGGAUUCAAACUUUAAAACUUUUAGCUGCUUUUUUUUUUUCAUUUAUGUUUAUUUUGUCGAAGCAAGCAGUAAAGAAUAAGAAUUUACAUUACACUUGAUAGCUCAACAAUCGUCUGCAUUUAAAUCACAGACAUACAUAAAUAUAGACUGGAAAAAGGAAAUAACUUCAUGUAACUUGAAAACAUGUAUAUCUAUUGUUGUUGGAUUUCCGAAUUCUGAAAAAUUGAAAAAUUGCAUGAUCUUCAGUCUUAGAGAUUAAACAAAACUCCUAGACAUAAAUAAAGUACACAGAAAUGCAAGUCACAAAAUUUCGUUUCAUAAAACUCUAUUAUCGGCCAGUCUAUAUUUAUUUAUGUCUAUGAUUUAAAUAGUAAAGCCAUUUUUUUAAAACUAGAAACAUAUAUUUAAGGAAGUAAUAAUUGAGGAGGGAGCAACACCAUAAGUUGACAGACACCAACCCUCGCCACGCCUCUGAUCUAGAUCUACAUCUACUAUUCAAAUAAGUUUAGAUUGCUUAGACUGAAUAUAAAGUAGGUAGCCUUAGCCAUAUUAAUUAUCUGAAUAGGUUUCAAAGGGUAAUUUAAUAUUUUUUCCUGUUUACUUUGCAAAUAAAUAUUUUUAAAAGAAUGGUUGGGUUCUGCACAAAAUUAUCCUUAUACCCCCCUGUUUUAUCCUUCCCCCCCCCCAAAAAAAAAAUAAUCAGAUUUUGAUAUUUAAAAGAAAAAUCAUGUUUAAGUGCAAGACAAGAUGGGUCUCUGGCCUUGUUGAGCUCGCCUCUUUUCUUGCUAGCUACGCUGCUGCAUACGCCUAGAGAUAGCUAGUGCUAUUUUAUGCUCUGUAAAAAUAUAUGACACCUUCUCGCCAACCUGGGGGUUAUGACAAGGGAAUAGGUACCCACGAACAAAAAAAACCCCACAACUUUCACGUGAUUUCCACUGUAAUGGUGUUUGGGUCAUAUUGGAAGGAAUAUAGAUGUCUAGAUCCACAUAUAAUAUCAGCUCUGUUUGAACUGUGAUGUAAAUAAUGGGAGAUUGUCUGUGUUGAUUUAAUGGAGGAGUCUAUGUGUAAUUCAAAUAACAGGAAGCCAUAAUGUACAUAAAGUCAUGCCGCCUAUAGAAUAGUAGAGGGAGAUAUUUUUUGCUACGAGGUAUUUUGUUGACGCAUUUAUUUUUAUACUCUCUCUCUCUCUCUCUCUGUAGGUGCACGCACAAUAUCAAAUGUAUUUAUUGAAUGUCACCAAACGAAGAAAUGAUAGAUGUGUGGGUGAAUGUGAUGAUACUAGCCUAUGUAAAUAUUUGUUACUUGACUUCUGCCCAAUUAUGAUCUGAACCAAACUGUAUAUAGAACUUUGGCUGUAUCCCUCUUUUCUCCUUUAUGCACCCCCCAAAACAGCAGCUUUUUUUAAUUGGCUCAAGUUGUCACAGGCAUUGAAAUCAUGGCGCUAUUCUGUCUAAAAUAGCCUCAUCAAUUCAUCUUGGCCCCAACACAUUGCAAGCGUUGAUAUCUUGAUUAAAUUUUAGACCAACAUAUGACCAGGAUCUAGUCUUAGGAUCUUGACUCUAUUUUGGACCAACAUAUCACAAGCGUUGACAUCUUGGCUUUUUUUUUUUUUGAGCCACCAUAUUGCCAGGUUGACAUUUUAGCUAUAUUUUGGGGUCUACAUGUUCCCAGCGUCGACAUCUGGGCUCUAUUUUGAAACAACACAUCCCUACCAAAAUUUUUAAGUAACGUCUGUAAUUUAUAAGAUAAGAUAAGAUCUAUAUCCCCAGCGCUGAUAUCAUGGCUACUUACCAGUCUGCAAUGUUUUUGGACAUCUUUGUUUCAUAUUUGGACCAACAUAUCGCCAGCGUCGACAUUUUGGCUAUAUUUUGGGUCAACAUGUUGCCAGCGUUGAUAUCUGGGCUCUAUUUUUAAUCAACACAUCCCUAGCAUUCUUUUUUGUUUGUAAUUUAUAAGAUAAGAUAAGAUCUUGACUAUAUCGCCAGCAAGUUGACAUUUCGGCUACUUACCAAUCUCCAGUGUUGUUUUUUUUAAGCCAAGAGUCAAUGCUGAUCUAAAAGAGGUCAAAAGGUCAAUGCUUUAAUGUAAUGCUAUGUUUUUCUAUGAUAUUUGAUCUAGUUGUUAUCAUUAUCCAAGUCAUUUAUGUUGUUUUAAUAUUGUGUACAUAAGAUGAAAGUUUCCAUGAAACCCAUGCCUUCAAUGACAGGCCAACAUUUCAUAUGUAGGUCAGUGUAGGAUUAUACACUCAGAUUUAUGUUUCUGUGUUAAUGUUUACUGGGUUUUUUUUAAAAACCUAUUUUUGUUGUCUAAUGUUUUUACCAUAACUGCUGAGGCAUAAAUCUAUAAAAGGAAUUCGCGCUAUAUUCUUUCUCUACAGACUGCGGUUUGCAGAUAUUUUUUUUUCAUGAGCCAGAUUUUUUACCAUCUGCAAGAUAGAAUGAUAAUACAUUUCUGACAAAAAAAAAACAACCAACAAAAUAAUUAAAAAAAGAAGAUGUAGACCUAUUUUUUUUAUUUCAAUAAUAGCUAAAACAAAUCAUGACUUUUGAGCACUAAAGCAGAACUAGAAAAAAAAAAUGUAAGCAGUUCGUGAAUGAAUAUUUCAUUGAGGCACAGACCGUUGCUUACUGGAAACUCUCAAAAUGUGGAUCCUUGGUUUUAAUAACGUGUCUCGUGUGACGGAACAAUGUUUAUUUUGAUUGUAUGUUUCCUGUUUCGACUUUUUAUUAAACUUGUUUUUUUUUUGUUGCUGUC